This is a messenger RNA of Esox lucius (northern pike), 1784 nucleotides long. RefSeq names its product vasoactive intestinal polypeptide receptor. Gene Ontology annotation, biological process: cell surface receptor signaling pathway; adenylate cyclase-modulating G protein-coupled receptor signaling pathway. Gene Ontology annotation, cellular component: plasma membrane. NCBI's taxonomy places the organism in Eukaryota, Metazoa, Chordata, Actinopteri, Esociformes, Esocidae. The transcript has 13 exons. The coding region runs from base 84 to 1397 and encodes 437 amino acids. Gene Ontology annotation, molecular function: secretin receptor activity; peptide hormone binding; G protein-coupled peptide receptor activity. The record is from RefSeq and is a predicted model, not a curated record.
UGUAAUUCAUAUGUUGCUGCUUUGAAAAAGGCGAUCCUAAUGAACGUUUAGUUACAAAAGUAAAUUUAAAUUUCUGGUAGACUAUGCAGACUGACAAUAUGCAUACAUUUGUAAUCUUUGGAAUCCUGGGAAUGCACUUGUACUUGAAGGUUCACGCAGAUUGUGAGCCGUACGCCAUUCUUAUUAGAGAGGAGGAGAGGUGCCUUCAUGAGUUGGGACUGCAUAAUGAGUCAAAAACUCCCCAACCAGACUGCACGGUCAUGUGGGACCACUUGAAUUGCUGGCUUCCUGCUUUUGUAGGGGAGACUGUAUCCCAGCCCUGUCCCAAUUUCUUCAAAUCAGAAGGCAAGGUGUACCGGAACUGCACAAACACAGGCUGGACCGACGCAUUUCCCCCUUAUGAGAACGCCUGUUUCAACGAGACGUUACACUUUCUUGUAGAGUCACAUGACUCCCACAUGUAUUUCCCCUAUGUGAAGACCAUGUACACCGCGGGAUAUGCGCUCUCUCUCAUAUCACUCACCGUCGCCAUCACCAUCCUCUGUUUUUUUAGGAAACUGCACUGCACCAGGAACUACAUCCACAUUCAGCUCUUCGUCUCCUUCAUCCUGCGCGCUACCUCGAUCUUCAUCAAGGACUCGGUGCUCUUCGCCAAUGAAGACUUGUACCGCUGCGAUGAACUCCCAGUGGUGUGUAAGUUAGUUGUGAUGUUUUCCAACUACUGCAUCAUGGCAAACUACAGCUGGUUGCUAGUGGAAGGACACUACCUCCACACUCUGGUCAGUGUGUCUUUUUUCUCCAAGAAGAAACACCUGUGGUGGUACAUCAUUCUGGGCUGGGGUUUGCCCAUUUUAGUUAUUCUAUCCUGGGGCUUGUCAAAAUUCCUUUAUGAGGAUGUAGGCUGCUGGGAGACAAGAAUACAAGAGUGGAUUUGGUGGAUUCUCAGAGUGCCUGUCCUGCUAUUCAUAAUUCUAAAUCUGCUGUUUUUUCUGAGGAUCAUAAGAAUUCUGGUGGGAAAACUGCAGAUGCCAGACAUGGAAGGAAAUGAAGCCAGUCAAUUCAAGAGGCUUACCAAAUCAACGUUUCUUUUGGUGGCCCUCUUUGGUUUGUAUUAUAUUCUCUUUGCCUUCUUACCCAUCAAAGUCAGUGGUUUAACAUACAAGAUAUGGACCUUUUUUGAACUGGCUCUCGCAUCAACACAGGGCUUUGUGGUCGCUGUUCUUUACUGUUUUCUAAACGGGGAGGUGCAGCAUGAAGUGCAGAGGAGAUGGCGCAGAUGGAGGCUCAAGCAGCAUCUUAAUGGGGAGCACAGGCAGCAUGGUUCCAUGAGCCAAAGCGGCUCUCCCCUUACCCAGGUCACCUUACUGCCGCGCUGCGGACUGGCCAGCCUGGCGUGACCUUUGACCCCACUCACUGUAGCACCACCCAGAAGCGCCAGCUCGCACAGACUGCUUCCUCAAGGCGUCAAGGGAGCGUGAGUUCUAGAACUUGAAUUGGUACCCGGAAUUACACAGAGAAUUGCGGAGACUUGGACAUUUCCCGGGAAGCUGCACUGUGACAUUCAGUUUUUUUGUGAUGUUUCGCUUCAAGCAACUGAAGAUGAUACUGUUGGAUUCAGUGGAAGUUGUAAGAAACAGGAAGAGCUUUAAUAUGGACCAUAGGACCCAUUUGUGAUAAAGGAAAUCCUGGAAAAAAAGGUCUGUUAAUGACCAGCACAUUCUUCCCCCAGAGAUUUUAACACAUGGUUUUAAAUGACCAAUUAUUUUUGUUGACUUGCAUCAGUU